AUGCCGUCAGUGGCCAGCGAGGCUUUUGCGACAGCAGAGGGUAGCCUCGACUACCAAGCUCAGGCUAAGGGGCUUGCGAGCACAACGAGGACUGGAAAGAGAUAUCGCCUAUUGAAAAUCGCUAUUGGGGGAGCUGAGCAGGACGACCUGCAUUCUCCGGUAGCUGCGGCACACGAAGCUGUGUUGCGGAGCAACGUUGGCGUUGACCAAAUCAGUGUUGCUCAACCAACGACGAGCCGGAUCGAGUUCUGCAAGAGAGACGAGCAAGGACUGAGCGCUGAGCACCUGGAGUUCAGGCAAAUUUUCAAAAAUGGGCGACUCUCUGGGGUUGGCCCCCUCGUCACUGGCGAAGCCCGCAACUUUCCAGCCGUCAAGGCAUGGAUUGCUCUUCGUUCCUCCGACGCCUCGCAUACCAUUCUUUUCACCCAUUCCACGUUCUUCGCCAAUCUGAAUGGUUACCGAGUCUCAUAUGAAGACCUCAUACUCCUCCCUCACGAAACGACAGGGACAGAAGGACUGGGAGAAACUGGUAUAGGAUCCGAGAAGCGGGGAAGAGUUGACGAGGAAAACCAGAUGAUCGAUAAAAGGAGGAGGACGAGAUGGACGAACAUCAACACUCUUGAUGAUCGAACAAUCAGCGACGUUUUUCGCCUGGCCCCUCCUCCCCUUCGUGCAGCCUUCCUCGAAGCUGGUAUCCCACUCUGUGGUGUUUUCACCCGACCUAUUCCAUUCUGUCCGAUUUCCCGACGUUGCCCAAUCGACAACUGCUACCCAUCUCCAGCCCUGUUGAAGCUCCAACGUCAGGCUUCCACUAAUUCGCCCGCACGGAAUCAACUUUACCUUCACCCAAUCACUCACUCACUAAUCGACCUAGCAUUUGCGCGGUGCACAGCUGUCGAAAACUUGUCGUUCCUGGGUCAUUCGCACGUCUUUCAACUUCGUUGCUUUCUCAACAGCGCCUCACUUUCACGCUUCCCCUUCCUCAUCGGUAAUCCCAGCGGCGGAAUUAGCAGCGACUGUUCCGGAGACCUUGUCCUGGAAGAGUUGUUCGGCCAUCGUUCAUCUCUUUCGAGUUCUAAAGGUCAUCAUGAUCCUCCGAAUUUCAAACCACAUGAACCCCUUUCUGAGGGUUUACGAUGCCUUGUGAACGUCAACUUGACCGGAGCUGGCUCCACAUGGACAUUAAUCACCUUGUCGCACAAACCAUGGAAAUAUUUUGGUUGCACCAGCGGUCAAGUUGCCAGAAUCAGAGAUUUGACAGAUGUGCACUUCGUUGCAGUUGCCCGUACUCCGGGCGGUCCCCGCGUUAGAAGCGCUCUACAGUGUCACCUUGCUCUGUGCACCAGUUCUGGAUCAUGCUCAGUACCGGACGUUUCCCUUGGCUCACGCGACGGGAUUGGAAAAAGAAUAUUCCUGAUUACAUCGUCCGGAAACGAUCGAGCAUUUGUUCCUACGACUACCGAGUACAUCACUGCCAGCGGGAAACAAGUUCUAACGCUGCUACACACUGCAUCCAAUGUUAUACUGGAACCAUUGCUAUAA
Laccaria bicolor S238N-H82 is the source of this 1542-nucleotide messenger RNA. RefSeq lists its product as uncharacterized. The record is from RefSeq and is a predicted model, not a curated record. The coding region runs from base 1 to 1542 and encodes 513 amino acids. The transcript is spliced from 14 exons. NCBI's taxonomy places the organism in Eukaryota, Fungi, Basidiomycota, Agaricomycetes, Agaricales, Hydnangiaceae.